AUGCACGCUAACCAUCGCCAACCACGGAACCCCACAGUGACGGGCGGUCUUCUGUACCUUUUCUCCCGCAAGGAGAGAGCAAAGCGAAAGCAACAGACCCAGGCAGAGCAACUCGCGCCGCUCCAAGUGCCUCCAGCUUACCAAACCGACUUCUACGAACCGCUCAAUGGGCCCCGCUCGGCGCAUCCCCGGCCGCUAUCCUCUUUCGCCCCGGACGCCAGUCGCCAGGCCCACUAUGGCCACUAUGGCCAUUAUCCCCACCCGUCUGGCAGCCACUAUGGUCACUUGGGUCACUAUGGUCACCAAGAUCCGUAUCGCAACCACAGUGCCUACCCGCAGCAGCUCCCGCGAGCAUCGUUUGACAGCCCUCCACGAUACCCAGCCCUGCCAACGUACGAUCCUUCCAGAUACCAACCCAUUGGGCCCUCGUUGACCCCCACUGCCGAUCGGUUCUCGUUUAAUCACCCUAAUGCCAGGGGCCAGACUCGUCUGAGCGAGGUGCACUAUCCUGAUGCGCGGCCCUUGUCGAUCUACCAGCCGCCUCCCGUCCCGGACCUAGCCCCCGCACCGCCGAUUCCCCAGGGGAGGGCUACGCACGCGCGAACAAAAUCGAUCAGACCAUUUCCAGCCGCUGCCUCGGCCGGACAGCGUUCGUUUGGACCAGGGGAAGGGAGGGAACGGAGUAUCUCUGAGCCAAUGCCUGCCGGCCCCGCGCAAGGUAGCCGGGGGUCGCGACGGCCCAAACCGGUGUUGUCACGGUUGGUGACCAAUUUCGGUUAA
Messenger RNA from Penicillium canariense, 780 nucleotides. RefSeq lists its product as uncharacterized. Bases 1 to 780 code for a protein of 259 amino acids. The transcript has a single exon. NCBI's taxonomy places the organism in Eukaryota, Fungi, Ascomycota, Eurotiomycetes, Eurotiales, Aspergillaceae. The record is from RefSeq and is a predicted model, not a curated record.